UUGGAGGAGGAUACUAGAGAAACAGCCAUCGCUCCUGUGUCCCCAGGAGCUGGGAGUGCGUUGGCGGAGGUGGCCCGGGAGCUGAGCUGCCGCCAUGGGAAACACCACGAGUGAGCGCGUGUCCGGGGAGCGCCACAGCGCCAAGGCUGCCCGCGCUGAGGGCGCCGGUGGCCAUGCAGCCAGCAAAGAGCACAAGAUCAUGGUGGGGAGCAGCGACGACCCCAGUGUCUUUAGUCUGCCCGACGCCCGGCUCCCUGGGGACAAAGAGUUUGUAUCCUGGCAGCAGGAUUUGGACGACCCUGUAAAGCCCACACAGCAGGCCCGUCCCACGGUUAUCCGCUGGUCUGAAGGAGGCAAAGAGGUCUUCAUCUCUGGGUCCUUCAACAAUUGGAGCACCAAGAUUCCACUGAUCAAGAGCCAUAAUGACUUUGUUGCCAUCCUUGACCUCCCUGAGGGAGAGCACCAAUACAAGUUCUUUGUGGAUGGACAGUGGGUUCAUGAUCCAUCAGAGCCUGUGAUUACCAGUCAGCUCGGCACAAUUAAUAAUUUGAUCCAUGUGAAAAAAUCUGAUUUUGAAGUGUUUGAUGCUUUAAAGCUAGAUUCUAUGGAAAGCUCUGAGACAUCUUGUCGAGACCUUUCCAGCUCACCUCCAGGGCCUUAUGGUCAAGAAAUGUAUGUAUUUCGAUCUGAGGAGAGAUUUAAACCUCCACCCAUCCUUCCGCCUCACCUUCUCCAAGUUAUUCUUAACAAGGACACUAAUAUUUCUUGUGACCCAGCUUUACUUCCUGAGCCCAACCAUGUUAUGCUGAACCACCUCUAUGCAUUGUCCAUUAAGGACAGUGUGAUGGUUCUUAGUGCAACUCAUCGCUACAAGAAGAAGUAUGUCACUACGCUGCUGUACAAGCCCAUCUGAAAACACCCCUUGUCUCUGAGGAUUCAGAAGUGUCUCCCUUGCCUUUUAACUGAACCAGUCUAGAUCUCUGAGAUUGGAAGACUCAUUUGCUUUGAGGCUGAUAUGUGUGUUUCAGAGCCUCUGAGUAGGAUGCUCUGCUUUUGCAUUUGAUUGCAGAUGAGAGCUUUAUGAGUUUAUGAAAUUUAUUUUAAGAAAAAAAUAUAUAAAUACAUAUAUACAUAUGAGAGGAAGGUUACAGAAGUCUCCUAGCCUGGGAAUACUUGCCAAGACCUGUUGGGGGAGCUGCAGGGAUAAGUAUACAGGAAGCUUUUUUUUUCCUAAAAUGGAAGAAUAGCAAACUCUUAGGAUCCCUGCUGGGCGGAGACUCUGUCACUACCUUGGGUGUCCAAGGGAUGAAUUUGUGCUAAACCGCUGCCCUACUUACAGCCUCCUCAGUGUGGGGUUGGCUUUUCUUGCAUGUGUUCUUUGUAUUCCCACAGUAUGUGACACAGUCUGUUUUUUAUGAUACCAGAUGCUCUACAAGAACCCUUUUUCUCUCGUCUCAUAUUCAUCCUUUAAUAGCCUCCUUCAGAACUCAGACUUGAUUCCUCUAAUGCAGAAUUCAUUGAGUAAGUGGACCCUUUUAAAAAGUUGUGUGGGACCUGACCUACCUUAGAGACUAGGAUGGCAGAGGUCUCUGUCUUAACCCACUAAAGGCCCAGGCCACUUUGUUGCCACUUGGGUUAACUUCUAAAGAAAAUAUGGCUCACCAUUUUUUUUUUUUUUAAAUGCAGACUACUUUUCAUUUCAGUUUAGAGCCAUAGCUUGACCGUGUGGCACAUUCCUUCAUGUCUUUCUACUUGACCUGUCCUUGCUUCUAGCUUUUCUUUAUCAGAGCAGACAGGUUUGCAUAUAGGCAUGGAACCUGGGAAAUCUUCCAUGACUUUCAGUCCUGAAAGAUACUCUUUGUGCCUGUAUUUUCUUUAAUUAAAGUAUGCCUUUUCUUUGUCUAAGAGACCGUAUUGAAGAAGUUUAGGCUUUUAAUAAGUGGUUCUUAAGAUUUUCUUCUGUAAUCUAGGGAAGUCUACAAUCUUACCUGUCUAUGGCCAAGAACUGCUCUACAUACAAUUCAUUAGGGCUGUUUGGUGCACAUAAUGGGUCCCCUUAAAAGGCCAAGAAGCAACAAAGUAUCCUUGUUUUUCAUAACCAUGAAAAGUAUUGAUCUUUGCACUAAAUGUUCUUUCUGCCUUUCCUUUUUAAAUGUUUGAUGAUCAAGUGGGGUCACAGGCUUCCAUUUAUUUUCUGAAAAUAUUUAAUAUACCCUUGGGGUUCAGAGAUAAAGCUUUUGUCCCCCAAGUAUCUUGACUCUUCCAUUUUACAGAUAAAUACAAGUCAUACAUUCAACAUGGAAGGAAUCCAAACUGUUGAUGGCUGAGCAACCCCUUGAUUGCUAAGAUGAGCCCAGCCACACUGAAAGGGGACCUACAGGUCAGUUUAGCUACCUCCUGUCUUUCCCAUACAAAUGUGGAAUGCAGUUCUCUUUGAGUAUGUAGACCUCUUUGAUCCCAGGUAUGAGGCAGAAAGGAGUUGUUCUGUAAGUAAUGCAAAUUACUAAGUGCUUUGGUGGCUAAUUGGUAAUAGUAAAUACUGCUUUAGCCACCCUUCUUCUGCACCUUCUGUAGAAGAACACUUUUGUGGAAAACUUUAAUGGUCCAAACCACUUUUUGAAUGGUGUGCCAUUUUAAAACUCCAGGCCAAAUCCUAUUAUAAUCAACUCUCAGGAUCUACAUAGUCUUCAGUUGUACUGGAAGUUUGUUUUUAUCCAAUGCCCAUUAGAUAAAUGUAUUACCUGGGAUGAUUAAAAAUCUUGGUUGUUAGUGGAAGAUUUUGUUGUACUCACAUUGCCUGUUGCCACUAUUGAAAUGUAAUUAUCUAUAUGUCAUUUAUUAAAACUUUUACUCCACAAAAGUUUAUCAGUGGAGUGAGUAGGAAAAAAGCUCUUUUUGAGGCUUCUCAGGCCAGAGGCUUAUGUGAAUUUGGUCUGAUUGCAAUGACAGUGGAUUUUGGUGAUCCUCAGAUCUUUCUAGUCUAGGAAUGUGCAGAGAGGGUCAGUUUCCCACAUUCUGAGCCAUAUGUGAAAUGGGCACCUAACAGCUGGUGUGGAAGGGGAUGGUUAGAGGAACUGGCUAUGACUCAUUCAGCAUUGUCCCUCUUCUAUCCUGCUAAUUCUAGGCCCUGAGAAGAUCUAUCCCAGUUGGUCCCCAGGAAACGGGGUAGAGAGGAUGGGAAGAAGAUAGCCCAAACACAACUCAUUUGUCCUUUUAUUCUGGUUAGUUUGGGGGAUAGUUUAUUUUCUGAAGAAGAGAGUCUUGAAACUGAAUAAAGGCAAAACCAAAAUACUUUAACCUUUUUUGUUUUGGAGGGGGGCAUAUAGGAAUUUUGCAGAGCCAAAGAAAACAGUGGCUCUUAAGGAAGGCUAACCCUUCACUGCAAUAUGGAUUUGGGGUUGUAGGAAAAAAUAAGAGUGACUUGACUGAGAAGUGGUAUUAGGAAACUACACUUUAUCUUAGCCAAAAGACUGAGAAGCAAUGACACUAGGAAAAUAAAGGCUAAAUUAACUUAGAACUGAAAAUAUCUUUUUAAAAAAAGAUUAAAAUAUGACAUAACCUGGUAAUAUCUUGGGGCUUCAUUGUACAAAACUUAGCAGUCUGUAAAAUGUUUUCCCUUUGCCUCCUGUUGUUCCUAUCUCUAUCUUUUUCUUUGUAUUCUGUUUUAAUUUUGUCAGGCAGAUUUUAGCAGGGUCUCAAGUCAAACAUCUCACUGGUAUGGAGAACUUCCAUUCCAUACCAUGGUUGUUAGCUUUCUUUAAGCUUCGACUUGAAUAGGAUUUAACCAGUGUGGGCAGCACCUCUGCAGGCCAUACCUAGACUCAACAUUGUUGGCUUUUUAAACAUAUGCUUGUAUGAUAGAGAAACGCUAUAAAAGAAGAAUCCAAGAGAAGUUUUCUGGGAGGAUCCCACAAACCAGCCCCACUCACUUCUAAUUAAUUUUAGUCUUUUAUAGAUCUAAUGGAUCUGAGAUAAAACCUUUGAAAAGUGUCAUUAUUCCAUGUGUGCUACUAAAGUGAAGUGAAGUUUAGAAAGAAGUGGUUCCUCCAGACUGGGUUUAUAUUGAUCUGGGAUACAAAUAAAGAAGAAAUACUGAUGGAUUUCCCUACUGUUAAUUGGGAAAUAGGGCUUAAAAUUUUUGACCUCACAUAAAAAUGAUAUGCAAUUGUCUAUGUUUGUAUGUGUUUGAAAUAUAUUCUAUUCUCAGAGAUUUCUGUAUCCUCACAUGGUUUGGGGCAUGGGCUUAAGAACAGAUAUACAGUUUGUUCCUACAUUAUUCUGACUCAUCCUCAAAGCCAAGUUCUUGCUGUCUUCUACCAGGGGCUGCUGACUCCAGUUACCCAUGGGGUGGAAGACCUGAUGGGGUAAGGGUCUUUCACAACUUUAUGAGUCUAGGCAUUUUUCUCUCAUUAAGUGCCAGUUACAACUGGAGAUUUGAAGGACUGUGAUUUCUGCAAUGAAUCUAAUAAACUUUUGGAGUGAAGAGUCAAAUCUUUUAAUUAUAAGAAAAAAAGAAGAAAGAAAAGCUCACAUCUGUUGCUUGUAGAAUUCAGUUAUUAGCAAUGGAAUCCCUUCAAGAUUCUGAUUUGGGCUUUGUCUUGAUUUGGUUUUUUUUUUUUCCCUCUAGUGCUUUGGAGUUAAUAAACUUCAUUAAAAAUUGUUUAAUUAGUUCCAACAUUACUUGGAGAUGACCGGAAUUAAUUGUGUGUAGCACAGUAUUUUUGCUGCAGCAUUGGUGUAAAAUAGUGAAUACUAUGGAUUUUGUAGGUGUCAGGUUAAAUGGUUAAGAGAUACCUACGUUAAAUAUUUUAUUAGGUAUUGAUCAUCUUCUGUUCCCCUCCAGAGCACCCUACCCAGCUUGUGGUUUUAGGACUGCCAAAGAUCAUUGUUGAUUUGUCCUAAUCCCAAAUAUGAGACUUGUUUGAAUUUUGGUAAAUUAGAGGACAUUGUUUGAUAUUACACUGAAGCAUUUUGAAUGGUUUUAGCUCUGAAUUGGUCAUAAAGGGAGGAUAAAGCUAUAAUUUGAAAGGAAUUAAGUAUGUGAAAGUCCUUUAAAUGGUGCUUUUUGUAAUCUUUAAUGCUGAGGUAUGGAGCUGCUAUUCAGUAUUUCACAAAGGAGUGGCAUACAACUAUGGAUUUUAAAGUUUUUCUCCAAAUGUUGUUUGUCAUUGGAUUCUGACAUGCUAGAAAAUUAUAUGCUGUAACACAGAACUGGGGGGGGUAUUCCAUAAAACUGUUUAAUAAAAGUAUUAUUCAGCAAUAAUAUUUGAGGUUUUACUUAUUACUGAUUAUAUUGGGAAAAUACUUCUGCUUUGGUAAUCUCAGAAUGUGAUUUGCCAGACAGAUAUAUAUGGAUAAAGGGAGGAGUCAGAGUCCUGAGUACAAGGAACAUGAAUGAUGUCCUUCCGUCUGCCACUGUUCCUCCUUUUUUUUCCAGGCUGUGCCAGCACGAACUAUAGGAAUGUAAACUCAGUCGGUCAUUGGAUUUUCUCUGAAUUGACUGCACUUUUGGCUAUCAUCCUGUGCCAGAUUAGCAGAGAUCUUAGACCAAUGACUGGCUGUACACUCAAAUCAAUGGAGUAAACUUACUGAUGACCAGUCUACUGCCUCCUGCCCAGUUAGAUGGAAGUCUACACUGUGAAGUCCAAACAUAUGUAUUCUUUGUGUUCCCCAGGUUCAGGGUUAAGGACCACUAUCCUGGGCCCUCUUCUUCUCUAUUAGAUUGAUAUACUUCAUUCUAAUAGCAAAUCAUUCUACUCAAAUGGUCUUCUUGUGGGCCAUGAGUAUAAUACGAUAAUUUUGUUUCUUAUUUGUUUAUUUCAGAGGCUUUUUACCUUAGCUCUCUUCUGAAUUUUUCCUAAAACAAUCUCCCCUAUAUUUGAUGCUCUAUAUAUUCAACUGAGUUGAACUUUCUUAAGGAGAGAAGAAAAUGACAAUGUGGGAAUGACCCAAGUGUAAGAAGAAUGAGAGAGUUAAUAGGGGAUGGAGAUAUAAUACAGAACAUGUAACAGAAACCUGUGGUAGUAGGAAUGAACCAAAACAGUUAACCUCCAACCUCAACAGGAGAUUCAGAUAUUGCCUGCAGACCAGAGUAUGAGAGUGGUGGGUAUGACACGGAUUCUACUUCUGGAAGAAUGUUCUAAACACCAUGUGUCUAAUCACUGAAACAACAAAAUGGCACCAGAAUCUCAUCAAGGUCAAACUUGCAUUGGCAUUUAUUUUCUAAACAUUUUUUUCUGGCCAACUUGGCUUGGGGGUUCUUUGUUAUAUCCCUUCCAACUCUCCCUUCUCUGCAGUGAAAAUUACCAAUGACAUAGAUAGUUCAGGGAUAUCAUGAGUAUACUUUUCCUUUCCAAAUUUGUUCUUUUCAAGUAUUAUUUUGGCUAU
This is a messenger RNA of Castor canadensis (American beaver), 6387 nucleotides long. RefSeq names its product protein kinase AMP-activated non-catalytic subunit beta 2 (gene Prkab2). Gene Ontology annotation, cellular component: nucleotide-activated protein kinase complex; nucleus; cytoplasm. The record is from RefSeq and is a predicted model, not a curated record. Gene Ontology annotation, biological process: signal transduction. Gene Ontology annotation, molecular function: protein kinase binding. NCBI's taxonomy places the organism in Eukaryota, Metazoa, Chordata, Mammalia, Rodentia, Castoridae.